AUGAAGAGCAGCAGCACGAUGGUCGUCAAUGGCGGCUCCGAGAUGGACGCGUUACUCACCCGGCAGCAGGAGCUUCUGGCGCAGCUCCGAGCGCUCAUCCUGCCUGCGCUUCGCGACGCCGACGGCAGAUCGGUCGACCUCGCCGUCAGCCUCUUCGACGACGUGAUCGACUGCAUCGCCGGUGUCAUGUCCAGGCUUCACGGGAUCAGUACACAAGCAGACGGUCAUGGACCGGCGACGGCCUUCGACCACACAGACGUUGAUGUAAUUUCGCCCAAUGCCGGCGAGGGACAAGAGGAGAAGCCUAUGAUCAGCAACAUUGGUCAGAAGAGAAGGAGAAACAACGACAGGCGAUCAAGAUCACUUGUAACAGCUGUUCCACAUUAUGAUGGCCAUCACUGGAGAAAAUAUGGGCAGAAAAACAUUAACGGGAGGGAAAAUGCUAGGAGCUACUACAGAUGCGCCUACACAGAACGCAAUUGCUCAGCAACCAAGACAAUUCAGCAACAGGAUCAAAACGGCUCUCUUAAUUGUGAAGAGGAAGCUGCAAAGUACAAUGUUGUCUACUACGGUCAUCACACUUGCAGCAAUCACAGCACUAUAAAUGGCACGAUGAAUGACCCAGGUAUGGACCUAAGUCAAAAUGAGAAAAUGGCGGGAUCAGUAAAAGAAUUUCAAAAGUUCGACCAAGGAGAUCUGGAUGUGCCAGCUCUAAUAGAAGUGCUUGACAACGCUGAGCUGAAUUGGAACAUCAUUUGCUAG
This is a messenger RNA of Triticum urartu, 762 nucleotides long. NCBI's taxonomy places the organism in Eukaryota, Viridiplantae, Streptophyta, Magnoliopsida, Poales, Poaceae. The record is from RefSeq and is a predicted model, not a curated record.